Molecule: messenger RNA, 1521 nt
Organism: Leucoraja erinaceus (little skate)
Lineage: Eukaryota; Metazoa; Chordata; Chondrichthyes; Rajiformes; Rajidae
Gene: spmap2
Product: theg spermatid protein
Exons: 11
Coding region: 145-1155 (336 amino acids)
Source: RefSeq, a predicted model, not a curated record
GUAGCAGCGGCCGCGCUGCCCCCGCCGCCCUCAGUCCCCGGGAAGCGGCGGACAGGGAUGCACCUCCGCGCGGCGUGACCCACCCGGCUGCCCCGCACUCACUCCAACGGUGCCCGCUCCUUGCACUCAUCCCAACAGCUCCAAAUGAACACUCGGAGCGAAGGCCCAGUUUGCCCGGUGACCGGCGAUGGAUAUUCAAAUCGAAGAGGCAAGAAAAAAACAUCCAGGAAUACUGAAUUCUACGUGCCAUGUGGGGCGCCUGGUGAACAAGGCAAUGUACCAAGAUUCGUCAAACUCAGCGAAUACAAAAAACCCAAUAAAAAGUUUCAACCAAACAGACCAGCCAUUUGGCCCGUGAAACCUGCUGCAAUGAGGGCUGAACCUACACCCAGAAUUCAUGAACUAGCUAAGCCAAAGCCAAGUUAUGAUGAUAUCAAGCGUGGAGAAUCUGAGCGCAAGUCGAAGACAGCUGGCAGGAAAAAUGCAAAAGGCAAAUCGGCAGGAAGCAAAAAGGAGUCUGUCAUUUACGCGGAUGUACCAAGAUUCAUUAGUCUCAGUGAACCCAAGAAGCUCACUACACAUUACAUUGACAACAGAUCAACACCCGAGUGGAUUCUGAAACCUGCGACACUGAAAGCUAGACCUUCAUCCAGAAUCAGUGAAUUAGCGAAACCAAAACAACUCCACAAGGAUUGGCAGGGUGAUCGUCCUCCCCAUACAUCGAUCGGCGAGAGUUCUCCGUAUGCUGAAACUUUACCUCGGACAGAUUUUCUUGCUCAGCCCAAAGCCUAUGUUAAACCACCUUCGAAGGAGACCUACCUGUGGGACUAUCCCUACUGGGACCAUGAGAUAAGUGAGGCAACUAAGAACUAUUCUGCAUCCGAGAGGAUUUUGAAAUUAGCAAAGCCCAAGGGAGACUAUGAAGGCUACGCUUUUGGCAAAUCAUUGGAGGAACCAAUACCAGACAGUGUAUUAAACUACUCAGCCACUGAAAAAAUUCUAGGGCUUGCUCAACCAAAGGCCCAUGCUGCAACGAGCAAGACUGAAAAUCCAUUCAUAAUUUCCGAGGCUGCGAAAAAUGCUAAUGCAACAGCAAGAUUGGUGCAACUUGCCAUUCCAAUUCCAAGAAAAGUAACGAACAAGAAGUUGGGAUAAAUUUAUUCCUGUCUAAAAAAAAACCUUUGCCUCCAAAGCAUCCUUUGCCUUUGUACAAUUGGGUUGUGCCUGCCACCUCUUUCCACUGAACUGAUUGAACUGAAGGUUUGGGGAUAUUUUUAAUGCAGUCUUGUUGUUAUUGUGAUGCAUCUUGAAUAUAUACAGUAGGCACUGCACUGUGCGGUGGUGGAGAAGCCCUCUGGACUGCACUUUUCUGCAUUGACACCAUAAUCCGAUUCUCUGCAUAUUAAGCAUAUCAGAACCUUUUUUAAGACAAAAAGGUGCCGGGAUGCAUAUCAGUUAAAAAUUAAGUUACAUUUACCAUUUUUUUUCGAUCAAUAUAACCCCCUCUUUUGUUUUGAUUUU